AGUUAUUAAGCCUAAUUUUGAAAAAACGUUCAUUUCCGAGAGCAUCUUCAUGUCCCACUGAUCACUGAUCUCUCUCUCUCUCUCUCUCUCUCUCUCUCUCUCUCUUCUCCACCCCUUUUCUCUCCCCUCCUCUCUCUCUCUCUCUCUCUCUCUCUCUCGAUCUCGAUCUCGAUCUCUCGAUCUUACCCAUUCUGCUAUAUUCUUUUCUUGCAAUUUGGGGUGCGUGGAUCGGUCGCAGAUGCCACAUUCGAAGCGGAAUCGAAGCGACGGCGGCGGCGGCGGCGGCGGCGACGGCUGCCGCAGCAUCGUUCUGCCGCGCAGACUGCUACUAUCCAUCUUCAUUGUCUCGCCCUUCCUCUUCUUGCUAGCCCGCGGCGGCGUUCACUCCCAAAUCUCCAAAGAUAGUGAGGCGGAAAGAGACUUUGCAACCAAUCAGACAACAAAUUGGAGAGAGCGGUUGGCUGUUCAAAACUUGAAAUCGGUUCUAACUAAAGAGGUGACUGACUCUAUAUCUAUUAGUCGAUCUCAAUUGGAUCUGUGGAGUUUUGAUAUUUUGGGAAGACACCAUGCCUCAUCAUCAUGGAAAACCAGUGGCCUGAAUGAUACUGAACAGGACAUUACAUCAUUAAAAGACCCACUUCAGACAGGUUCAAGUGCUGAUUGGAAUAGUAUCCAGUUCAAAGCAGAAAAUCCAAUUGGUGGCGAAUUAGCUGCAACAGAGGAGGAGGCUAAUGGGGCGGAUGGGAAUCUGCUUACUGACACACCAACAAAAGUAUUUCGCAGGGUUUCUCGUUUCCUUCUUUCCCAUCAUUCGGCAAUGAGAAAGCCGAGAGAGUUAAGGCAAGAAAAGAGGGCGAUGGAGUUGGUUCAGCAGGAUGAGGAGGCAUUGGUCAAACUUGAGAAUGCCGCCAUCGAGCGAUCAAAAGCAGUGGAUUCAGCUGUCCUAGGAAAGUAUAGCAUAUGGAGACGAGACAACGAGAAUGAGAACACAGACAUAAAAGUUAGAUUUAUGCGAGACCAAAUUAUCAUGGCGAGGGUCUUUUCUGUUAUUGCCAAGUCAAAGAACAAGCUUGAUCUUUAUCAAGAAUUGCUGAAUCGUAUCAAGGAAAGCCAGCGUGCAGUCGGGGAGGCUAAUGCCGAUUCUGACUUACAUCACAGCUCCCCUGAUAAAACCAAAGCGAUGGGUCAAGUUUUGUCUAAAGCACGUCAAGAGCUGUAUGAUUGCAAGGUAAUAACCCAAAGACUGCGAGGAAUGCUUCAGUCAGCAGAUGAACAAGUUAGAAGCUUGAAGAAACAGAGCACUUUCUUGAGCCAAUUGGCUGCGAAGACUAUACCCAAUGGGAUCCACUGCUUAUCUAUGCGGUUAACAAUAGACUACUACCUCCUCCCUCCUGAGCAAAGGAAGUUUCCGAGGAGUGAGAAUUUGGAAAAUCCGAACCUUUACCAUUAUGCACUCUUCUCUGACAAUGUCUUGGCUGCAUCAGUUGUCGUCAACUCAACCAUCAUGAAUGCCAUGGAGCCAGAGAAGCAUGUAUUCCAUCUCGUCACUGAUAAAUUGAACUUUGGAGCCAUGAACAUGUGGUUCCUCUUGAACCCACCUGGGAAGGCGACAAUUCAUGUUGAAAAUGUAGAUGAUUUCAAAUGGUUGAAUUCUUCCUACUGUCCGGUUCUGCGACAACUCGAGUCUGCUGCUAUGAAAGAAUAUUAUUUUACAUCUGAUCACCGCUCAACUCUGUCUGCCGGUUCAUCCAACCUUAAGUACAGAAACCCUAAAUACCUUUCCAUGCUGAACCAUUUAAGGUUCUAUCUCCCACAGGUUUAUCCCAAGUUAGACAAAAUCCUGUUCCUCGAUGAUGACAUAGUUGUCCAGAAGGAUUUAACAGCACUGUGGUCCGUUGAUCUCAAUGGAAAUGUCAACGGAGCCGUGGAGACAUGUGGUGAGAGUUUCCACCGCUUUGACAAAUAUCUCAAUUUCUCAAACCCGCACAUCGCUCAAAACUUUGAUCCUAAUGCAUGCGGUUGGGCCUAUGGGAUGAAUAUUUUCGAUUUGAAGGCGUGGAAGAAGAAGGAUAUUACUGGGAUUUAUCACAGGUGGCAGAACAUGAAUGAAGACCGGGUUCUCUGGAAACUGGGAACACUUCCGCCGGGCCUACUAACAUUUUAUAAGUUAACUCACCCGCUCGUCAAAUCAUGGCAUGUGCUCGGUUUGGGUUACAGUCCUAGCAUUGACCGCUCGGAGAUAGAGAAUGCUGCUGUGAUCCACUACAACGGGAACAUGAAGCCUUGGUUGGAUCUGGCGAUGACCAAGUACCGGUCGUACUGGACCAAGUACAUCAAGUACGAUCACCCUUACAUUCGCGGCUGCAAGCUGACUGAAUAACUCUGACAACUCUGACUAACCGGUGACCUCCGCGCAAGAUUAAGUUUUGAUCCUCUGGGUUGGAAAUCAAUGCGAAGCUGAUGAAACAGAGUUCUUGUUAUUGGUAGAUAUCGUCCUUUGUUUCCCUCAUUGAAAGAAUUUUACUUUCUCUGAGCACUGUUGUUAAAACCUUUAUGAGAUGUAGUAUGCUAUUUGGAAUAUAAAGUAAAUAAUUUAAUUUCGUUUCUUGUCCCUCAA
This is a messenger RNA of Ananas comosus (pineapple), 2617 nucleotides long. RefSeq names its product polygalacturonate 4-alpha-galacturonosyltransferase-like. NCBI's taxonomy places the organism in Eukaryota, Viridiplantae, Streptophyta, Magnoliopsida, Poales, Bromeliaceae. The record is from RefSeq and is a predicted model, not a curated record. The transcript is spliced from 10 exons. Gene Ontology annotation, molecular function: polygalacturonate 4-alpha-galacturonosyltransferase activity. The coding region runs from base 239 to 2380 and encodes 713 amino acids.